Mesocricetus auratus (golden hamster) is the source of this 2842-nucleotide messenger RNA. RefSeq names its product tight junction associated protein 1 (gene Tjap1). The transcript is spliced from 10 exons. Gene Ontology annotation, biological process: Golgi organization. Lineage: Eukaryota; Metazoa; Chordata; Mammalia; Rodentia; Cricetidae. Bases 587 to 2251 code for a protein of 554 amino acids. Gene Ontology annotation, cellular component: trans-Golgi network. The record is from RefSeq and is a predicted model, not a curated record.
CUGCCUCCUGAGUGCUGGGAUUAAAGGCAUGCGCCACCACCACCUGUCUAGGUUUGCCUCUUGGUUGGGAGAUUGAGGCUUACCUUGGCCUAGCUCUGGAGACUUGUUGGUCAGAGAGAGGAGUAAACUGAAUGCCAGAUUCAGGGAUCUGUGUGAUGAUGUAGUUCCCACUGGUCACCAUUGCUCUGGGAGGUGGAGUUUGGUCUCUUACCCAUUUCCACUAAGAGUGUCGAGUGGACUUUAGCCGAGAACAGGGAGGGUGCCUCAGCAAGACAGGGCAGGACCUGACUUUGGAUUCCUUAGACCCAGGAACGGCUCUGACCUUUCCCGGGAGAUUGGUUCGUGUUGCCUGGCAUGGAGAAGCUGCUACCCUAGGCCCUUUCUUCCAUACUUGCAACUGAGAAGGGAUGCUGACAAUGCCAAGAAGAUGAGUUGCCUUGCUCUCUCUGGUGGCCCUACAGGAACUCUUGGCUAGAGGAAGUGGAGGGGCCUCGGGAUGUGGAGAGCCGAAAGCUAACUCCAGGACAGCAGAACAGAGAGAGCCGCCAACAGACAGACGCAGGUAGACAAGCCUGCACCUUCCAGAAUGACCAGUGCUGCCCCUGCUAGGAAACCUUACCGGAAGGCACCUCCGGAGCAUCGAGAGCUGCGCCUGGAAAUCCCUGUGUCCCAGCUCGAGCAAGAGGACUCCCUGACUGACGCAGAGAGGAUGAAACUUUUGCAGCAGGAGAAUGAAGAGCUUCGCCGACGCCUGGCCUCGGCCACCAGACGCACUGAGGCCUUGGAGCGGGAGCUGGAAAUCGGGCAAGACUGCCUGGAACUGGAGUUAGGCCAGAGCCGUGAGGAGCUGGACAAGUUUAAAGACAAAUUCCGCAGGCUGCAGAACAGCUAUACAGCUUCCCAGCGGACCAACCAGGAGCUGGAGGACAAGCUGCACACACUGGCCUCUCUUAGCCACAGCUGGAUUUUUGCAAUCAAGAAGGCUGAGAUGGACAGAAAGACACUGGACUGGGAGAUUGUGGAGCUGACGAACAAGCUGCUGGACGCCAGGAACACCAUCAAUAAGCUGGAGGAGCUCAACGAGCGGUACCGGCUGGACUGCAACUUGGCUGUGCAGCUGCUCAAGUGCAACAAAUCCCACUUCCGGAAGCACAAGUUUGCUGAUCUACCCUGUGAGCUACAGGACAUGGUUAGGAAACAUCUGCGUGACGGUCAAGAGGAUGCCAGCCCCAGCCCUCCUUCCAGCCUGGCCGCAGGGGCUGUGGUGCCCACCUCGGUCAUCGCCCGGGUGUUGGAGAAACCGGAGUCUCUCCUGCUCAAUUCAGCCCAGUCAGCCAGUGCUGGACGCCCCUUGGCUGAGGAUGUAUUCGUGCAUGUGGACAUGAGUGGGGACGCUCCAGGUGACUCAGCCAGCCCCCCAGCCCCUGGCAGUCCCUCUCCACAACGCAAUGGGGACUGCUGCUCUGGGAGUACUGUAGGAGGCUCCCCAGAGGAGGAGCAGCCCCUGGCAGCCUCUGAGAAGUUGAGUCCCUACCCUACCCCAUCUCCACCACACCCAUUGUAUCCUGGCCGGAAGGUAAUAGAGUUUUCUGAGGAUAAGAUUCGAAUUCCUCGCAACAGCCCCCUACCCAACUGUACUUACGCCACUCGACAGGCCAUCUCCCUGAGCCUAGUGGAGGAGGGCAGUGAGCGGGUCCACCACAGCCCAGUGCCUAGCAACCCUGCCUCAGCCCAAGGCUCACCCCAUCACCAGCCUAGUCCAGCCCCCUCAGCACUCAGUGCCCCAGCCAGCUCUGCCAGUUCUGAGGAGGACCUGCUGGCCAGCUGGCAGCGUGCGUUUGUGGACCGCACCCCGCCCCCGGCUGCUGUAGCCCAGCGCACAGCCUUUGGACGAGAUGCACUCCCUGAGCUACAGCUGCACUUCUCCCCCAGCCGCUCUGGGGCCCCACCACCUUCCCCACACCCUGAGAGUGGACUUCUGCUGCCAACAGAGCCCGACUCUGGCUUUCCCAGGGAAGAGGAAGAGGAAGUGCUGAACCUGCCUGUCAGCCCUGAGGAAGAGCGCCAGAGCCUGCUGCCUGCUAAUGAGGGCACAGAGGAAGGACCAAGCGCUUCCCAUAUUGAUAGCAGGGUCUGGCCACUCCCCAGUUCCAGCCGCCCCCAGCGCAGCCCCAAGAGAAUGGGAGUACACCACCUGCACCGCAAGGACAGCCUAACGCAGGCGCAGGAACAGGGCACCCUGCUCAGCUAAGCCCACCUGCCUUCCUGCUACCACCUCGCAGGGCUGCAUACGGCUCCUGAGCUCUUUGCUCAGCCCUGGGUAGCUGUUAGCUGUGUGAAUGGGGUCCACACCAAAUCUUGCAGCUGCAUUGGCACUGACUGGUCAGCUUGGCUCCUGGUUUCUUCCUCUUGGAAUACUUAGUCUCCAAAGUUAAUAAGUCAUUUGAGUCCCAGGCUCUGCCCUCCAUUCAGUCAGCCCAGGUGCGAUCAUGGGGAAAGGCCCCGCUUGCCAGUGUUCCUUGUACAUUCUUUCAUAUCUAAGAACUUUGGUUGGUAGGGGGAGGGUAUCAUUGAUGCUGCUGGCCUGAUUACUCUCUUCCUCUGCACGAGCUACUCUUAGGCCUGGCCCAGAUGCCUAGGGACAAGGGUGGCUUUACUCAGGGCUCCCCUCAGCUGUUCCCACCCUCCUCUCCAGGGGAGGAUGGGACUUCAGGGGCCUCAAGCUAGGCUCCAGGUGAGGCCUGACCCCCUCUUAUCCUUGGCUCUAGACUGUUACUCCCAGAUUUGGGGAAUUUUUCACAUUAAUGACUUUUAAAAUCAAAUAAAACAUAUUUUACAGGUA